This is a messenger RNA of Strigops habroptila (Kakapo), 8825 nucleotides long. RefSeq names its product natriuretic peptide receptor 3 (gene NPR3). Gene Ontology annotation, cellular component: membrane. The transcript has 8 exons. NCBI's taxonomy places the organism in Eukaryota, Metazoa, Chordata, Aves, Psittaciformes, Psittacidae. Gene Ontology annotation, biological process: vasodilation; regulation of blood pressure. The record is from RefSeq and is a predicted model, not a curated record. Gene Ontology annotation, molecular function: natriuretic peptide receptor activity; peptide hormone binding. The coding region runs from base 1 to 1563 and encodes 520 amino acids.
AUGCCGCCCUGGCUGCUGGGCAGCCUCUGCUGCGUGCUGGCGGCGCGGACGGCACUGGGCAGCGGCUCCGCGGGCGCGGAGGAGGAGGAGGAGGAGAAGCUGAUCCGGGUGCUGGUGCUGCUGCCGCAGGACGACACCUACCUCUUCUCGCUGGGGCGGGUGCGUCCCGCCAUCGAGUACGCGGUGCGGAGCCUGCGGGAGAGCGGCGCCGGGCUGCUGCCCGGCUACGCGUUCCAGCUCACCUAUGAGGACUCGGCGUGCGGGAACCGUGCCCUGUUCAGCCUGGUGGACAUGGUGGCCCUGCAGCACCGGCGCCCCGACCUGCUACUAGGGCCCGUCUGCGAGUACGCGGCGGCGCCGGUAGCGCGGCUGGCGGCGCACUGGGACGUGCCCAUGCUGUCGGCGGGGGCGCUGGCUGCGGGCUUCGGCGCCCGGGGCGGCGAGUACUCGCACCUCACCCGCGUCGCCCCGGCCUAUGCCAAAAUGGGCGAGAUGCUGCUGGCCCUAUUCCGCCACCACCAGUGGAGCCGGGCCACGCUGCUCUACAGCGACAGCAACCCCGAGCGCAGCUGCUACUUCGCCAUGGAGGGCGUCCAUGUGGUCUUCCAAGAGGAGGCCUUCCACAUGGCCGUGCACAGCUUCGACGAGAGCAGCCGGCACCUCGACAUCGACGACGUUGUUCGCGCCCUGCAGACCGGCGAGAGGGUUGUAAUCAUGUGUGCCAGCGGUGACACAAUCAGGAACAUUAUGCUGGCUGCUCAUCGGCAAGGAAUGACCAAUGGGGACUAUGCUUUCUUCAAUAUUGAACUCUUCAACAGCUCAUCAUAUGGAAAUGGCUCUUGGAGAAGAGGAGACAAACAUGACCUUGAAGCCAAGAAAGCAUACUCGUACCUCCAAACCGUCACUUUGCUGAGGACCGUGAAGCCCGAGUUUGAGAAGUUUUCCCUGGAGGUGAAAAGUUCUGUUCAGAAGCAAGGUCUGCAUGAGGAUGACUAUGCGAACAUGUUUGUGGAAGGAUUCCAUGAUGCUAUUCUUCUUUAUGCUCUAGCUUUGCAGGAAGUCCUGAAGUUUGGUUUCAGUAAGAAAGAUGGUGAAAAAAUUGUUCAGCAAACACGGAACAGAACAUAUGAAGGCAUUGCAGGGCAGGUGUCCAUUGAUGCCAAUGGAGACAGAUAUGGGGACUUCUCUGUGAUUGGAAUGACGGACCCAGAGACAGGUACACAGGAGGUGAUUGGGGACUACUACGGAAAGCAGGGGCGUUUUGAAAUUCGGUCAAAUGUGAAAUACCCUUGGAAUCAUGGCAGGCUGCGACUAGAUGAAAGCCGGGUUUCAGAGCACACAAACAACACACCAUGUAAAUCAUCAGGUGGUCUAGGAGAAUCAGCAGUUACAGGAAUAGUGGUGGGUGCCUUGCUCGGAGCAGGAUUGCUAAUGGCUUUUUACUUUUUCAGAAAGAAAUACAGAAUAACUAUUGAGAGACGAACUCGACAGGAGGACUGUAACAUGGGGAAACAUCGGCAGUUACGUGAAGACUCCAUUAGAUCUCAUUUUUCUGCCGCAUAAAGAAGAAGAAAAAGAAUCCCAUUCUUCCUAGGGCAAAAAAGAAUUAGGGAGAAAGACACAACCAAAGAUGUCAGUGUAAAAGAGGCUCUUGAAGAACUCACUCUUUUAAGCAGUAAUUUUGUUUUAGUUUCUUUCAGAAGCUCAGGAAUGAUUUACUAAUCACAUUAUGCCACAUGGCCUUUCAUCUCAUGAAAAAAGAUGAUGCAGUUUGAUGUUACAGGAUGUACCUAGUAUGUAAAGACAGUAUUUCUUAAGGCAUAUAUUAAGGGCAGCAGAUCUGGGUUUAGUUGAUUGGGAAUGCCUCAUUCUGUUCCCUCUUUUUUCUUUUUUUAGCUCCUACCACCUCCUUCCUUAAUUGUAUCUCACCCAUGGAUAUCAAAUAUGGUUUCACAGGCACAGGUGUUGGUUGCUGUCAAAAAGAAGAAAGGAAUUCAUUUGGGGUAUGAUCCUGCGUCACUGAAUCAUUGCCAUUGAUUAUAGGGGAUACAAGAUUGAGCAUAUGGAGUUUAGUUCUGGGAGGGAACUGGCACUUGGGUGUGCACUUGGAACUCCAUUGGGGUGUAAUUAGCUCCACUGAGAAAGUCAGGCAGGUGGAAACACACGCAAAACAACUCCUUGUUUGUGUAGUAUCACAAUCAAAAGCACUGAUUCUCCCUCUUGGAUGCUGGGAGUUAGGAAAAACUCCAGUGAAUGAUGAGGAGUUUCACUGAUAAGAGAUAGAGAGAAGACAAUCAGGCCUCCAGAGAGGACUGGCUAAUUCCUCAGUCUUAUGUGUGUUUUACCAAGCUUCUUACUCUCCACUGCCAUGACUUUUCAGAGAGACAAAUAUAGUCCAUGUAGGGCCUGCUCCUGUUCCCAGUGAAGUCGAUGGCAAAAAUCCCAUAAACUUCAGUGGGCACAGGACUGCAUCCAAAAUUGUAAAUAUGAAAGUGUUUGUAUAGCUGACACAAUUCAAAAGGGGAUCUUUCUUUGUGUAAAAAUUACAUUCCAUGCUACCAUUUUACUUUUAGGAUAUUUUUAUCUUGUAUUUUUCUAUUAAAGUAUCUAUUUUUGAUUUGGUAGGAUUAAAAAUUAAGGAAGAGGAUGUUUUGAAGACGUAUUUUUUAUGACAGGAGUAACAUGCAGGGAAAGUCAACAGCUGUAAAUACCUUUUAGAACUAGUAUUUAGGGGACGAGAAGUGACUUUAUCGAUAGUAACAGACUUUGCCCCGCUUUCUUCUCCAGACAUGUGCAACAUUCAGACAGUUAUUUCAACAAUAUAAAUGCAGUAAUUGAAUUGUCUAUGUGAUGUUGGCCCUGAUCCUGAAAAUAAUGAACUUUUCAGAUUUUAAAUAGUCCAGCAUUAGUCAGUGAGACUAACUAUUCAUGUGUGUACAAUUAAACACACAAGGAACUACCUUCAGGAAUUAGGGUGGUAAAAUACUGCUCUAGGGCUGACUUUAGUCUUGCUGCCGUCGGUAUCCCUGGGACUUUUGCCAUUGACUUUACCAGGAGUAAAACUGAAUCUGUGAUGAAUUAGCUACUGACAGGUUAUUUUAUACUAGACAAAGGAGAGCUCUGUGCUUUCUAGUCAACAAAUGGAAACAAACAGUACAUAUUAUAAAUGUGAUGAACAAGAUCCAUAAAAACAUUGCCAGUGGGAAAACGCAGCUAUGACUGUGGUUCUAGUGCAUGGAAUAUUUUGGUUUAUCCUAUUUUGAUUUCAUAAGUAGAACUUUCUCGUCUCAGCAGUCAUAGUCAGACUUGAAAGUUAAUCUCAAGACCAGCCCUAAAGCCUAUGUUCUACAAAAGUUCUAGGCCCUGAGAAGCCAGAAUGCCAAUUCAGAGAAACCAUUUCAGGGUAGCUGGAAGUGAAUGAACAGUGAAAGCUGGCUCUGCCUUGUUUCUGCUGUCUUUUGUUUGUUAAUGGGGAAAUACCUCAUGGAGUGUUUACGUGUCCUCUUUUCCUUAUGUUUCACUUGCCUUUUAGCAUAAGCAGGGUUCAUCCCCUGCCCUUGUGAAAUACUGUCCAAUGUCCCAGGUAGACAGAGAGAAAGGUUUCCUGACUGCCAGGGCAGCUUCAGUAUAGCUGGUGGAUGUAGACCAGGUAGAUUUGGUGUCUUUAGGACUCAUUGUGGUAGCUGUUGUUUACAGAAUAAAUUUCCAUCAUCCCAUUUCCCAGUCUGAGUCUGUGUGACCAAAGUAACACUGUAGUCAAUGAACAGUUUUCUAUGGGCACCAGCAAACAACGUAGGCUAGAGCAGCAUUCGUAGUGCUGUGGAGUUGGGGAGAAACAAAGACUUCCUGAUCAGUUUUGGGAAUUCUUUUCAAGCAGUUGAGUUUGUCUAGCCCAUGGGCAUGCAUAAGGUUUGGUUUAUUUUUUAAAUAAUUUCCCAGGGAGUUUUGAUCUACUUCUUGUUUUGCAAAUAUGGCUUUCAAUAUUUUUACUUUCUUUCAUCCAUUUGACUACUUUGCCACAGAAAAAGUGAAGGAAAAUUUUUAAAUAUGUAAAGAGGGUAUGAUUUGAAACAUAAACUUUUUUGAAAUUGUUUGUUAGGACUGGUCUUGCAGUGUGAAUUAGUACUCAAAUAAUCACUAGUUAGAGAGCAGGACAGUAGCGUAGGUCUGCAUUUUUCCUGUGCUGUGCACAGUCAGGUCAGACCAGAAGACAGAAGCCAGGAGGUGUGGCUGGGACAAUAAAUUGUCAAUACAGCUCUUUUAUUGUGUAAACUGUAACUAAGCAUAUUUAAAAAAAAAAAAAAAUGUAAUGAAAGGCCACUUUUUAGAUAAAAAGAUAAUAAUUAUGUAUUAUGUAGGGUUUUUAAUCAUGACCUCAGGAACUGUUUUUAUGACAUGUCUGUUGGUGGGAUGCUGAUGAGGGCCUAGCCAGACUUUACAUCCCAACACCUCCCGACAAAGGUAGACCUUUCUUUCACAUUAAAACAUUUUAUACCAAUGGGCUUUAAUCUUUCUACAUUGGUGCGCAUCUACCUGUUCAUUUUCCCCAUGGAAGUGUGGAGAUCAUUUAAGACAUUUCAUGUAAGUAGAUUCCUGUAUAGCAUAAAUAAACUUGCUCUUCUUAGCUGCCUUUCACAGGGCUCUUACUAAUACUUCCCGGUCUUUUAUGGACCAUAGAUCAAAAACUGCCUGGAGUUUAGAUUAUUCAGCAGAGAGAUUCUUUACCAGCUAAUGCACUUUUGCUUUCUGGAUCAUCUGCAUUAGCUCAAUGUCACAAUGUUUAGGCUUCAAACUAUGUAAGGGAAUGUCUAAUUAAAAUAAUAGAUUCUCAAAAGAGUUUUCAAAACCUACAUUUUUAGCUUUAACAAAGUGGCCAUAUUAAAAAUAUAAAUCUGUAUUACAGAGCAGCACAAGGAGGGCUUAGACUCAGCUCAGUACUUUAGAACACACUUUAAAUACACUCAACUUCAGCUAAUAAGAGCUUUGCUCACUUGGGACCAAAGGGUAUGAUCAUGGCCAUGGCUGAAUGAAAGGGAAUCUUGCCGUGUGCUUGAAUCAGAGAAACGUUGGCCCCAUAGGUCAUAUGUUUAUUGCUAAAUCUUACUGUUGUGCCUGUUAAAUUGAAAUUGAACUAGUGGCUUCAUACUAAAUUUUUUUUUUUUUUUUCACCGAAUGUUUGAUAAAUUCUGCUAAUUUAGCAUUUUUUAAAUUACCAAAUGCUGAUCAGCUUAAUAGCUGAUUCAUCUCAAAGUCCUCUUCAUGAGGGUUCUAUGACCCGACUUUUACAUUCUUAUCUUCAACAUGUAGACUUCCACUGCAAGUUGACAAAGAUGAAGCAAAACUUGCCAUAGCUAAGACUUUUGAUUGAGAGUGCUGUGCACCUUGCAAGAUUGUGGCCAGAAUUCUGUUUAUUAAAGGGUUAUAUUCGUUCACUUCUGAAAAUAAAUUUUAUUUUCAAUUUGGUUUUAUUAAAUGCUUUACUGCAUUAUUGAAAGUAUUUUGUUGGUUUUUAAUGUAGAAUUAUUAAGGUAUAUCUAAUGCUUUGAAAACAUUCGUGCUGGACAAAAUAAGAGUGUGCUCCCUGACAGCGUGUUUUACUGAAUGAAUCUCUGAUUCAUUUUUUAGCUAGGAGAUGAGAUCACACUCCCAUUAAGCUAAUGAAAAAAACCCCUUUCGUUGAUUCAGUGGAAGUAGACUUGGGCCCUCAGUGAAGUGUCUUCAGGCUUUAAACUCAGCAUCUUGAGGCAGUUCAGAGUGAAUUUCGCAGCUUUGCAGUAGAACAGCAUCAGCCUUAGCUGACCUUGGCUCCGGCCUGAUUUUCACCUCAUGAAUGCCAUAAUGCUCCUGGAAAGCCAAGAAUAGACAUCAAAGACGGGAAGCUAAUAGUCCUGGUCAUAAAUUUCUUUGGCAAUUCAGUCCACCUUUUCUGGAGCUCAAGACAGUUCCACAUCCUUCACUACCCUCCUCUGUGCUUCAGAGUAGCCAUGUAGCUGGUCUGUUUCUUUAAAUAAAGCAGUUAAGGUUAUUUUUCCUCUUUUUCUCCCAGGGUGGUGCAAACACUUGAAUUCUCCAUUAUUUUCAUGCUCUUUCCUCUAGCUUCAGAAGUACUUUGAAAAGAGACAGCCAUUUUCCAGCAUUUAGUCAGAAAUGCUCCCUCUUCACCGGGAGGUGGCUUUUGCAUAAUUUCAGGCAUUGUCAUUGCUGUGGCACUGCUCAGCCGCCAUCACACCUUGUGCUGGCCCAUGGCCACAGUGGCUGUUACUGGAGGUCUAGUCCCAGAAUUGUCUGACGUUGCCUGUGUUUUAACUAAAUAAAGUUGAAAAAUCAGAUCAACCAAAAACUUUCUGAAGUUUAAUCUGAAUUUUUCACCUGGCAUCCUUUCCUUUUAAAAACACCCAAGCCUUCUAUAAAUAAUUGUGGUUAUAAAAGCAAUCUCAUUAAAGUCCCAUUAAAGUUAAAAUGUUUACUGGGUGCCACUUGGAUCAGCAAAAAUGCACUAGUCCAGGCAUGGUGAGAUGAUGCCAGGUGAUGUCAGCCAGUCUUUCUUUUUUCCUAAAUCCUAAUUAUUGUUAUUAUAAAAUGACAUCAAAUCUAGUGACCACUCUCUACAAAACAGAGCAUGUGGGAACAGAAAUGAAAGUUUCUAAUGGUCCAUUACCUUUUCUGUUGGUCAGCAACAUGUCCUAGUAGCUUGCCUCACAACAGUAAGCGAUGAAAGGAUGAAUUUCAGCAAAGUGUGUGUUUUGUAGGAGGCAGUUUUAGCCCUUUUUAGAAACGAAAUAUAAAAGUUACUUUUUGGAAUAUGUUUUUAAGGACAUGCUGGAAAAAGUUUUGCCUGCAGAUGUGUUUUUUGUGUCUCCUCUUCUCCACCCCUUUCUUUUUGCUGUUGAAAGCCCAAAAGGACUGUAUGUGUGUGAAAUCUUUUAAGUGGAAGAAUGGAAGUGUUUGCAGUGUGCAUAUCCCUGCUUAGAGGCAGAAAUGAAAUCAGAUGGCUUGAGGCCUGUAUUUUUUGUAUUCUUGAAUACCUUUUAACAUCUGAGCUCUGAAACUGAUGGAAAAUUAUUGUUGAAAUUAAAACAAAUAGCUGUGAGAGACCUCAGACUUGGCUGUCUGCAGGGGUCAGCAAACUGUGUGGCAGACUUUGAUAGUGUCUUUUCUCUUCUAAAGAAUAAGAGGAGGCCUAAGCGCUGUGGUUUGCCCCACUGAAGCCUUAAGUCUGCCAGAAAUGCAGCUCUCCGUUUAUCUUGCCCAUAGAGGAAGAAAGGACACAGGUUAAUGAUGUUUUUAUGAGGUUACUGCUGGUUUUGAUCAGGAAGACAAUGCUGCCACAGCUUUGAGGCUUUCUUGGGCUAGUGUUUAAUUAUGUCCAGAGUAUCAUUACAUAGACUGUUUUAUUAUGCUAUUACUUCUUCCAGAAUUUACCUUUCAGAAUGACUCCUAACUGACAUGCACCAAAUUCACAGCAUACAAAGCUAGCUUUCAAAAGGAGAGUCUUAGAGCUCAUUCAAAAUCUCUCACUAACCACUAAGUUCUUACUCUGCAUCUAAGGCAAAGUAUUCUAAGUAACCUGACACUGUUAAAGUUUGUAUGUUAAGCUGUAGUACUUUAGAAAUCUUAUGUGGAUUCAUUAGGUGUUAAAUCUUUGAAAGGUUAAAAUCCACUCUGUGUGAACUGUUGCUUGGUGUUUCUGUCAUGUGAAUGUUUCUAGAGGACACUUGAGCAAGCAAGGAAAAUGUACCAAAAAAGGGAUUCAAAAAAAUAAUCUUCUUUUGUAAUCUCAACUGGUAUGCACAGGGAACACACAAGUCUCCUCCAUAAACGAUGACGAGAGGUCUUGCUACUGUUACACUACACCAUCAGCAGACAUAAUGAGCACAGCUAUGUUGGCUCAUGCCUGGUGAUGAUCUGGAUUUCUCUUUCUCGCAUAGGUAGUGUGACGGAGGAACAAGCCACCUCUGAAAAGCCGAUAUCACAGUUACUAAUCAGGUCAAAUUUCUUGGUGCCAUGUGAGAUGAUAAAUGUUUUCUCCCAUAUUUAGUAUCUCCCUGAUGUUGCUUUGUGGCAGAAGUUGUGAUGCCUUAUGCAGUAUAGGUUGCAAAGGAUGAAAACAUCUCUUGAGAAUGUUGUGCAGUUGAGUUAGGGAGAGAGAAGAGGAAAAAUGCUCAGGGAUUGAUUAUACUACCGUGAUGAUACUAUUGACUCUGUGGAGGAUGGGAUCAAGCUUUUUCUGCACAGUACACUGCCCUUAUUGUUCAGUAUCUGCUUUCUUGGAGACUCAGAAAGCUUAUUCACCUUUAAAUCUCACAUAGCCCCCUUAUCUAAAAUUUAAGCAGGCUUUAAGUGGUUGUAGGAGCUGCUCAGGGUGUACCAUGCCCUAAGGUUGUGUUUUCACCUAGUAACAACGUUGAUUUUCUAUGCAGGUCUAAAAGUGCAGAGAAGAUUUGGGUAGAGUGAUGGGAUGAAAGUAAUGGGUAGAAUUUGCUGUGUUUCUUGUGCAAAGGGUGUAAUUAUCACAAAACUAAGAGGACUCAGGAUAGACACUGUGGACGUUAACUUUGUCCCCCUUUUUUUGGUGAUAUUGUUCAUUAUUAAUGUAAAAAUACUGGACAACAGAGAAACCUAAUACCAGUCUAGUAGAAAACAAACAGAAAGCUGCACAGUAUAUUGUACUGAUGUAAGUAGAACUAUCUGCAUAUAAUGUGAUUUUAUUUAUUGUUGUUGUUGUGUAGAGGAGAGUGCGUAUUCAUGACUGUGGAUAUAACCUUUGUUUAUGUGUCUAAUGUAUUUUAUUUCUUUUAUGACUUGGUCAUUUAAAAUAUCUACAU